Messenger RNA from Penicillium bovifimosum, 1512 nucleotides. RefSeq lists its product as uncharacterized. Gene Ontology annotation, molecular function: protein binding; zinc ion binding; histone methyltransferase activity. Bases 1 to 1512 code for a protein of 503 amino acids. The record is from RefSeq and is a predicted model, not a curated record. The transcript has 3 exons. Lineage: Eukaryota; Fungi; Ascomycota; Eurotiomycetes; Eurotiales; Aspergillaceae. Gene Ontology annotation, cellular component: nucleus.
AUGCCUGAUGUGAGCAAUGAACCUGCUACACACACCUCACCCGAAACCGCACUAAGUGAGACCGACCAAGCCGGCUCCAUAUUAGAGACAGCUGAAAGCCUCAUCAAAGAGCCUUCUACACACACUUCGCCAAAAACUGCACAAAGUGAGAUCAACCAAGCCGGCCUCAUACCAGAGACAGUUGAAAGCCUCACCCCAGAGCUUGCUACACACAACUCGCCAGAAAAUGCACGAAGGGAGAUCAACCCAGCCGGCUCAAUACCAGAGACAGCUGAAAGCCCCCUCCAAGCAACCAACAGAGUCAUGGGCUCAGUACCCGAUCAAUUAGAGUCUCCUGCUGCCAAUUCUGCCGAUCGCAUCCAUAACCUCGCCCGGCUUCUCACUGGUCAGCUCCAGCAAAACUAUGGCUGCUGUCAUACAACAGAAGAAGAUGAGGUAAUUGCCAAGGUCACUUAUCCUAUCGAUCGUCAUUCACUCCCGGCGUCGUUCAGUCCUCCUUUAGGUUAUCAUCUUACACCUAAGCUAAAGAGUCUCCUAACACAGCUGAGACACAUCAUAGAUGGGACGCUGGAAAGGGACCAUCUUACAAAGCUCAGGCACACCUUGAAUGAGAAGCUAGGGCGUAUUUCCGGCCCUGCAGUCACUGCGAACAUCGACUGCCCAAAGCUUCUCGCCAGGCUAGCUGACAGCUUUAAGUUCGUCAACAGUUACGAGUAUCGUGCGGGAGUUGAGCGGAUCCCCGAUGACUCUGAGUUCAACAUCGGCUGCCCAUGCAAUGGAAAUGAGAAUGGGUGCGAUCCUUCUAUUUGUGACUGUCUCAAUAUAGAAGAGGAUUCAGAUGAUAGGAUUGUGCCAUAUCAAAUCAGCGAAAACAAUGCUAAGCUCAUUGUUGCGACCAAGGACUUCCUCAGACGCAAAGCCAUCAUCUACGAGUGCAAUUCACGUUGCGGCUGCAGUGGUGAUCGGUACUGGAAUCACGGAAGGUCUAUCAAGUUGGAGAUAUUCAACACUGGCUCUCGGGGCUUGGGUCUCCGAUCUCCCGACUUCCUCCACCGAGGACAAUACAUUGACCUUUAUCUCGGCGAGGUGAUCACUAAAGCUGAAGCCGAGGAACGCGAGAACCUCACCGAAGGCUCACAUACGCAAUCCUAUCUUUUCUCAGUGGACUGGAACAUAAAGGACGACGAGGACGAAGACCGAAACAUGAAAGUCGUCGACACCCGCAAGUUCGGCUCCGCAACCCGUUUCAUCAAUCACUCUUGCAACCCUAAUUGCAAGAUCGUCCCUGUGUCCACCACCAAUCACGCCGAUGAAUACCUGUACAAUCUUACAUUUUUCGCAAACCGGGAUAUCGCACCCGGCACUGAGUUGACCUUCGACUACACCCAAGGAGAGGAACACACAACUGCCGCCGAAGUUGACCCUGACACGGUGCCUUGCCUAUGUGGUGAAGCCAACUGCCGCGGACAGUUGUGGCCGAACAAGCGCAAAGGCCAGGGAUCUAAGUCUUAG